Molecule: messenger RNA, 1140 nt
Organism: Fukomys damarensis (Damara mole-rat)
Lineage: Eukaryota; Metazoa; Chordata; Mammalia; Rodentia; Bathyergidae
Product: olfactory receptor 2AE1
Exons: 2
Coding region: 49-987 (312 amino acids)
Biological process (GO): G protein-coupled receptor signaling pathway
Cellular component (GO): membrane
Molecular function (GO): G protein-coupled receptor activity; olfactory receptor activity
Source: RefSeq, a predicted model, not a curated record
UGUCAUUUCAUCUCCUCUCCUGAUAUCCUCAGGCACUGUGAAAGGGACAUGUGGCAGAGGAAUCAGACUUCUCUGGAAGACUUCAUCCUUGAGGGACUUUUUGAUGACUCUCUGCUCCACCUUUUUCUCUUCUCCUUCACCAUGGUAGUCUUCCUUAUUGCAGUGAGUGGCAACAGCCUCACCAUUCUCCUCAUCUGUGCCGACCCCCGGCUUCACACACCCAUGUACUUCCUGCUCAGCCAGCUCUCCCUCAUGGACCUGAUGCACGUCUCCACAACCAUCCCCAAGAUGGCUGCCAACUACCUAUCUGGCAAGAAGUCCAUCUCCUUUGUGGGCUGUGCAGUCCAGCACUUCCUGUACUUGUUUGUGGGUGGUGCUGAGUGCAUUCUCCUGGCUCUCAUGUCCUAUGACCGCUAUGUUGCCAUCUGUCAUCCACUGCGUUAUUCUGUGCUCAUGAGCAGAAACGUGGCGAUGAUGAUGGCUGUUGUGUCAUGGCUGGGGGCAGCCACUAACUCCCUAGUUCAGACAGUUAUCUUGAUGUGUUUGCCUUAUUGUGGAUCUCGGAAGAUUCAACAUUUCUACUGUGACUGCCCAGCAGUUGUGAAGUUGGUAUGUGGUGACAUCACUAUUUAUGAGACCGCAUUGUACUUCAGCAGCAUCAUACUUCUCCUUCUCCCCAUCAUCCUGGUUUGUACGUCCUAUGGCUUCAUCCUCCACACUGUCAUCCAGAUGCGUUCAGCCGGCAGUAAGAGGAAUGCUUUUGCCACUUGUAGCUCUCACCUCACUGUGGUGUUCCUCUGGUUUGGUGCCUGUAUCUUUUCCUACAUGAGGCCUAGGUCCCAGAGAACUCCACUUCAAGACAAAAUCGGUUCUGUGUUCUACAGCAUCGUCACUCCCACUCUGAAUCCUCUGAUUUACACUCUCCGGAAUAAGGAUGUAGCCAAGGCUUUGAAGAAAGUGCUGCGGAGGGAUACUAUCACCCAAUGAAAGCAAGUGUAGUUGUUGCCCUGCUUGUGAAGUGGAACAGGAUGAGCUUCUUCAAUUGUUCUACAGAAACCCCUAAGAUUUUUCAACAAUCCAUGUCACAGAUACUGUUUGACUGCUCCAGUAGAGAGGUAAAGCUCAGGGCCUUGUGUCAGC